AUGCCGCUCGCAAUUGACUUAUUGCACCCAUCCCCUGCGUCAGAGAGGAGGAAGCACAAGCUCAAAAGGCUAGUGCCACACCCGAACUCUUAUUUUAUGGAUGUCAAGUGCCCAGGAUGUUACAAGAUUACAACUGUAUUCAGUCAUGCACAAAGGGUGGUCGUAUGCGCAGGAUGCUCAACGAUCCUCUGCCAACCCACAGGAGGCCGUGCUAGACUAACUGAAGGAUGUUCAUUUAGAAGAAAACAACAUUAA
Messenger RNA from Leptosia nina, 255 nucleotides. The record is from the annotation of a GenBank genome assembly. NCBI's taxonomy places the organism in Eukaryota, Metazoa, Arthropoda, Insecta, Lepidoptera, Pieridae.